Messenger RNA from Ficedula albicollis (Collared flycatcher), 3910 nucleotides. RefSeq names its product Bloom syndrome RecQ like helicase (gene BLM). NCBI's taxonomy places the organism in Eukaryota, Metazoa, Chordata, Aves, Passeriformes, Muscicapidae. The record is from RefSeq and is a predicted model, not a curated record. Gene Ontology annotation, biological process: DNA replication; telomere maintenance; double-strand break repair via homologous recombination. The annotation marks the transcript as partial. Gene Ontology annotation, cellular component: chromosome; cytoplasm; nucleus. Gene Ontology annotation, molecular function: four-way junction helicase activity; hydrolase activity, acting on acid anhydrides, in phosphorus-containing anhydrides; DNA binding. The transcript is spliced from 21 exons.
GGGCCCGGGCCCCUUAUCGCCGUCGGCCAGGAGUGGGAUGACAUCGACGACUUCGACCUGUCGGGCAUCGAGAAGAAGUUCUCCCGGCCGCCCGUGGUGUCCCCCAGGGGGCUGCGAGCGCCCCGCACGGAGCCCCCGCGGCCGAGCCCCCGCCCGGCGCCGGCCCUGCCCCCGCUCCCUGGCCCGGUGUCUGUCCCGGUGCCUGACCCGGUGCCUGACCCGCUCCCCUCUCCCGAGCAGCGCCCCGCCUCGCAGGGCUCCGUCAUCUGCCUGGGGGACUCGAGCCCCCGCCCGGCUCUGGACAGCGCAGCUGCUGGUGCUGAAGGGGGCCAGGAGCCCCAGGGGGGUGCUGAAGGGGGCCAGGAGCCCCAGGGGGCUGGGGACAGCCCCCCAGACCUGGCUGGGGACACCUGGCCUUUGGCAGGUGCUGAGCUCGAGGAGGAUGACCUGGACAUCAUCCCUCCCUCCCCUGAGGAGGAGCUGCCUCCCUUCUCCCCCUCUGUGCAGAGUGCCAGCAGUGUUUUCAGAGACACUCCCACUGGUGGAAGGUGCUCAGCUGGCAGCUCUGAGGCCAGGCAGGAGAAGGAUCCCACAACACAUCCUGCAGCUGAUCCCGGUGCAGAGGAUUCAGGGGAGGCCGUGCCCGUGGCCCAGCAGCUGCUCAGAGUCACGGAGGCCAUCUGUGAGCUGGUGGAUGCCAUCCCCCUGCAGGAGCUGCAGGCCCUGGGCUGUGCCCGAGCCCUGCUGCAGCACAGGGACCGCAGGAGAAAAUUGCUGGCCAAUUAUAAUUCUGUCAGUGUGAACCAAAAUGGCACAACCCCCCCUUUUCCUAGAAGCUGGAAGCCUCCCGUGGAGCAGAGCCCUCCUGUGUGUCCUGGUGCAGGCCCAGGUUCUGGCCCAAGCUGGAGCUUCAGUUCUGACAGAAACUCCCCCAAACCCACAAACCUCCCAUCAGUGCUUUCUCUUCAUUCCAGCGGCUCUUCUGCCAAAACAAAUCAAACCCUGGCCGCCCCCUGUGCCUCGAGGCAGGGAGCUGAGGAGCUGCCCUGUGCCAGGGGAGGUGGCAGGGAGGGAGCUGCCCCCAGGCUCAGCCUGCAGUCCUGCAGCAGCAGCUGGGAGCAGGCUGCAGGAGCCCCGAGGGCUCAGAGCACAGCUGCCAGUGCCAGCCCUGCAGGGAGCAGCCUGGGGACACGCCAUCCUGACCUGGACCUGCAUCUCUUUGACAUCGAUGACUUGGAUGAGGACUGGGAGAGCCCGGGGGCUGCUGCUGCCACGGAGGGGCCUCCUGCCAAAUCCCUCUGCUCCAAACUUCUGUCCAGGGCCAAAGGCUCUGUGGGAUCCGGCCCUGCUGCUCCAAAGCCAGGCCUGCUGAUGGCCACAAAGAGCCCUCCAGAUCCAGUGGUUCAUAACCCUGCACUGGAGCGUUUCAGGGGUAUGAAAUUUCCCCACUCUGCAGAAAUGAUGAAUAUAUUUCACAAGAAGUUUGGGCUGCACUGUUUCAGGACAAACCAGCUGGAGGCCAUCAAUGCUGCUCUGCUGGGGGAGGAUUGUUUCGUCCUCAUGCCCACAGGAGGUGGGAAGAGCUUGUGCUACCAGCUCCCAGCCUGUGUCUCUGCUGGGGUCAGCGUCGUUAUUUCUCCUCUGAGGUCGCUCAUCAUCGAUCAGGUUCAGAAGCUGAAGACUCUAGAUAUUGCUGCAACAUACCUGACUGGUGACAGAACAGAUGCCGACGCCUCGAAAAUCUACAUGCAGUUGUCAAAGAAGGACCCUGUCAUAAAGCUGCUGUAUGUCACCCCUGAGAAGGUGUGUGCCAGCAGCCGCCUGAUGUCCGCCCUGGAGAACCUCUACGACAGGAAGCUCCUGGCGCGCUUCGUCAUCGACGAGGCGCACUGUGUCAGCCAGUGGGGCCAUGACUUCCGGCAGGACUACAAGCGGCUGAACGUGCUGCGCAGGAGGUUCCACCGCGUGCCCAUGAUGGCCCUGACGGCCACGGCCACGCCCCGCGUGCAGAAGGACAUCCUCAACCAGCUGGAGAUGCUGAGACCACAAGUGUUUACCAUGAGCUUCAACAGGCAUAACUUGAAAUAUGAUGUGCUGCCCAAGAAGCCAAAGAAGGUGGCGAUGGAUUGCUUGGAAUGGAUUAAAAAAUAUCACCCCCAUGACUCUGGGAUCAUCUACUGCCUGUCCAGGCACGAGUGUGACACCACAGCUGCCAUCCUGCAGAAGGAGGGGCUGGCAGCCCUGGCCUACCACGCCGGCCUCACCGACUCCAGCAGGGACCUGGUGCAGCAGAAGUGGGUCAAUCAGGAGGGCUGCCAGGUCAUCUGUGCAACAAUUGCCUUCGGCAUGGGCAUUGACAAGCCCGACGUGCGCUACGUGAUCCACGCCUCCCUCCCCAAAUCCAUCGAAGGCUACUACCAGGAGUCUGGCAGGGCUGGCAGGGAUGGAGAGAUGUCCCACUGCCUGCUCUUCUACAGCUACAGUGAUGUCACCAGGCUGAGAAGGCUCAUCCUCAUGGAGAAGGAUGGGAACAGCCACACGAGGCAGACCCACUUCAACAACCUGUACAGCAUGGUGCACUACUGCGAGAACGUGGUCGAGUGCCGCCGGGUGCAGCUGCUCGCCUACUUCGGGGAGACCAACUUCAACCCCACCUUCUGCAAAGAUCACCCAGAAGUCAUUUGUGACAACUGCAGCAGGAAGAAGGAUUACAGGUGCAGGGACGUGACGGAGGACGUGAGGAGCAUCGUGCGCUUUGUGCGGCAGCACUGCGGCCAGGCGGGGCACGGCAGGGGGAGCCCGGCCUCGGGCAGGUACACCCUCAACAUGAUGGUGGACAUCUUCCUAGGGUCAACGAGCGCCAAGAUCCAGUCUGGAAUAUUUGGGAAGGGGGCUGCCUAUUCCAGGCACAAUGCUGAAAGGCUGUUUAGAAAACUGGUCCUGGACAAGAUCCUGGAUGAGGAUUUGUACAUCACAGCCAAUGACCAGGCAGUGGCAUAUGUCAUUCUGGGAGAGAGAGCUCAGGCUGUGCUGGAUGGCUCACUCCAGGUGGAGUUCCACGAGACAGAGAGUGCCAGUGCCAUCAGAAGGCAAAGGGCUUCCAUGGCAAAGAUGUCCCAGCGGGAAGAGGUGGUUAAGCAGUGCCUCAGUGAACUUACAGACACCUGCAAAACCCUGGGCAAAGUCUUUGAUGUGCAUUACUUCAAUAUUUUCAGUACUUCCACCCUAAAGAAAAUAGCAGAAAGCUUGUCCUCAGACAUGGAGGUGUUGCUGCAGAUCGAUGGGGUCACAGAAGACAAGCUGGAGAAAUAUGGUGCAGAAAUCAUUAAAGUGAUGGAUAAGUACUCAGAAUGCUCCUUCCCAGAGGACGCUGCCUGCUCAGGUGUGGACACAGCCACGGGCAGCACUGGCUCUCUGGGCAGCGAUGCAGAGGAUGCAGGAACAACCUCCAGCUAUUUUGGCAAUAACACAAACCAGAGGAGGAAAAGGAAGCGGCCACCAAACUCCAGGGACUGCAAGAGGAAGAAGACGAGUGGUGGUGGCAGCCAGCAGUUCCAGCCCAGAGGUGGCUACAGCAGGUACAGAAGGACCAAGAAGCUGCCGAGCUCGAAGGCUGCAGCUUCCUCCAGUGCCAGCUCCGUGUCCUACAGCGCUGGUGGCACACAGGGAGCUGCUGGGAAGCUGGCCAUGAUGGCACUGCCCAAGCCCAAAUCCAGGAGCUUCCUUCAGCCUUCAUUUUCUGUUUUUUAACUGAGAAAUGCCAUUACUGGAUGAAUUUCCCCAAGACGGAAUCAUUGUUUAUUGAAUUUUUGUUUCAUUUGCUGCUGCUAAGCCUUCUGGGACUUGUGUAUUUGUCAGUACAAAAGCUCACAUUAAAUAAAUAUUUUUUAACUUGUCGGUUUAUUGGGGC